Messenger RNA from Ceraceosorus guamensis, 2195 nucleotides. RefSeq lists its product as hypothetical. The transcript has 6 exons. The record is from RefSeq and is a predicted model, not a curated record. Gene Ontology annotation, biological process: inositol phosphoceramide metabolic process; sphingolipid biosynthetic process. Gene Ontology annotation, cellular component: inositol phosphoceramide synthase complex. Gene Ontology annotation, molecular function: inositol phosphoceramide synthase activity. Lineage: Eukaryota; Fungi; Basidiomycota; Exobasidiomycetes; Ceraceosorales; Ceraceosoraceae. The coding region runs from base 408 to 1739 and encodes 443 amino acids.
CAGAUGAAGAGAUCGUUGCCUGACUGCAAAUUUGCCUGCGGCUCGAGCGGGUUGGCGACUCUGUACAAUGCGGUGUUGGAUCAGUCAGUCAAGGUACGAUCAAGCCGCAUGCAAGUACUGGCGUUAGUUGUUGACGACGUCCGAGCUCGCAAGUAUAGAGCGUACUAUCGACGCCUCUUCAGGACCUUUCGAUCGCGCCUUUAGGCGCGAAUGUCAAUGGGGAUGUCGGCUUUUUUGCGUUUUCCAUCUUCACUCCGACCACACCUCUUACCUACAGAUCUUGCAUCAACCACAUUCUGUUUUGGUCGUCGCACUGCGGCGUGAUACCAUUCAAGUGUAAGGCUUUCAUCUAUGACUAGCCGGCACUGCGCUGCGCUUCUCCUCUAGCACACCUGCAUGCGGGCAUCAUGUCGCCAAUACUCCUCUACCUCGUCGGCUUGGCUCUCAUUUUCCUGUUCGUGCCCAUGGCCAUGGGCAAGUUGAAGCCUCGGACUGUGUUGCACCUCGUGCAGCACUGUCAUGCGGUGCUCCUGAAUGGCAAGAGCCACUUGCGAUGGUUUGGCGGGCUUUUGUUCGGCAUACUGCCUCCCGUGGUCUGGACACUCAGCUUCAAGAUGGCGAGAAAGCUGCCAAACGAAUGGAGACCUCAGAUUCGUACUUUGUUGCUCCCACGAUUGGAAGCACUGCUGCUCUCACCGGGGGGCAUCGCAGUAUCCACGCUUGCCCUACUGCCUCCGGUGCUGUAUCUCCGGCGAAAAGUCCAAGACCCCCGUCCAAUCUACUUGCUGCUUUUAUACCCGGCUUGGAUCAAGGCCUUGAACGCUGUUGCGCUCGGAACGACUUGGACUGACUUUCAGGAUGUUCUCGCAUGGGUGUUUUACGGUGUUCUCCACUUUGCUUCACCCUUCUUGAUGGGAUGGUGGGCGUGGGGAUUCGCGCCGACAGGCGCGGCCCAAGCAUUUGGGUGGGCAUUGGGCCUGCAAAACUUAAGCGGACUCUGUAUCCACCUGGCUUUCCCAAACGCCGCUCCAUGGUACAAGGAUACAUACGAUGCGACCGUCGUGCCAGACUAUUUCUUCCCUGGGUCCGCAGCAGGGCUGGUCCGAGUAGAUGCGGUGCUGGGGACACACCUCUACACCAAAGCCUUCAGGAAGAGCCCAGUCGUUUUUGGAGCGUUACCCAGUCUCCACGCUGCGACAGCCAUGUGCAUCGCUUGCUUCGUGGUAAGGUACGGCGGGAAAGCUGGCGCAGCUUUCGCGCUCAUGUACACCUCGUUGAUGUUCUGGAGUACGCAAUACCUGCAUCAUCACUAUGCCGUAGAUUUGGUGGCUGGCUCCGCCAUAUCGCUGGCCUACUUCUGGCUGAUCUCUCGGAUAGCUUUGAGGCGCAUCGACGACUCUUUCGUGCGCGACGCAACAACGCGCGGUAUCGAUCGGUUGCUCUGCCGGCCUGCACCACAUGCUAAUGACGACGACAGAUUGGCAAGGGAGGACUUGGAGGCCGCGAGGCCGAGCGCUCGGUGGUCCGUCUCACCUGGCCAAGCGCCGGCACGUCAGGUCACGCGAGGGAGGUUCUUUGGACAGAACUCCCUGGAUCCUGUGCCCGAGAAGGAAGAAGGCUCUCAAGAGAAGUUAGAGCUUGUCGAGCGCAGCAGCGGUAGCUCGCACACCGACAGCGGCUCGGAUGACAGCCGGCGCAACAGCUCGGAGCAUCUCUCGAUAGCGUACAAGCAAAGAUAGAUGGACGAAGAAUGGCAGGCUUGAAGGCUGUGAAUGCUGUUGUGGGAUUGAGGGGUCUCUGGUCCCGCAAGAGCUCUUGAGCAAGUCUGAAGAAAAAGCGCGCCGCGAAUGAGACUUCUUAAGAGGUCGCGCGACAGCGAGGGUCGCCGAGGAGAUCUAGUCAAGUCUUGAUAUGCACUCCUGCUUCACAUCCACUUUUGACGCUGAGCAGCACACAAUAUACCCCUUGCCCACAAGUGACCUGUGUGUGCUGCGCACUGUGCUAAAUCUGGUACAUCGGAGGACCGGCGGUACAUGCCGCGGCCGGCGGAGCUGAGAUUGGAUUUUGCGAACAUGAUAUAUGGGACAGGCAGCAUGUAUGCUACGGUCACGAUUCCUGUUUGUCCGUUCGGGACUCGUUUCAGCCCAACGGAAUGCGCAGAUGAGGCCCCGAUCAAAAUAGCGUGCAAAUCCAAC